GAGAAAUAUAAUAAACACCAAUGAACGAUGACUAAGGAAUUCCGAGUGGGCGAGCGACGCCACUGAAAAAUCGGAACGUAUAAAACCGAGUGAAGCCUAAAAUUUUCUUAGUUUACAUUGGGAUUGUAUUCCCGAUUAUCAGACGGUUGUGCCAGGUGAUAGAGUGUAUUUUUAACACUUUUUUUCAAAAAGAACAAAAAAAAAAAACAAAAUGCCAGGCCCUUCAAGACCCCUAUGGCAAGUUGCCGGUAAACGCGAUCCUGAACAAGAACGCGAAGCCCAAGCAUGGAUUGAGGCUGUUACGGGAAUGAAGUUUCCUCCGGGCGUUCCUUACGAAGACGUUCUUAGAGACGGAAUUAUCCUUUGUCACUUGAUGAACCGUUUACAACCUGGUAUCAUCCAGAAAAUCAACACCACCGGCGGAGAUUACAAAAUGAUGGAUAACUUAAAUCAAUUUCAAAAAGCAUGUGUCAAAUAUGGUCUAUCUGACGUAGAUCUUUUCCAAACUACUGACCUGUGGGACAAAAAGAACAUCGCUUUAGUUACAACUACCAUUUUCGCCAUAGGUCGUACCUGUUAUAGACACCCAGAGUGGCGAGGUCCUUUCUUAGGUCCCAAGCCAUCAGAAGAAAACAAAAGAGAAUUUAGUGAACAACAACUUAGGGCCGGAGAAGCCAUCAUAGGGUUACAAGCCGGACAAAAUAGGGGCGCUACUCAAGCCGGACAAAACUUUGGUGCUUCCAGGAAGAUUAUUUUGGGAAAAUAAGAAUUUAAUUUUAACGAAAUGUUAUAGUACCUGUACGAUUUAUGCAAAUUUAAAUUGGUAAACUAAAUUUUUCUAUGUGAAUUAACUUUAAUGAGCUUAUUUUUCAGUAGUAGUUCACUCAUGACUAUAUUUCGUAUAGUGUAAUAUAUUUUCGUUUAGUUUUAUUUAAUGACUUUGGAACCCGCAUCUUUGUACGCAUAGUCAUAACCAUUUUAGUAACUUGGAAUUUAUGAAAAAAUAAAUUACACAAAUAUCUGAGAUUUGAGAAAAAAAAACAAAUCAAAGUAAUUUUAUACUAAAAAUAUUUAUAAAACUUGUGUUUGUCACAAGUCAAAUAGAAUAAUUUUUUAAAUAUUCUGUUCAUCAUGUUUUCGCAGUCAUUACUUAGACUUUUUGGUCUCUUUAUCUAACAUGUAAUAAUCGACAAGGAACGAAAUACAUACACUGGAUCAUGUAACGGAACAGUUCUAUUCGAGGUUAUGUUUUGUAACUGUAGAUAGUAGUUCCUAAAAGUUUUUAUUUUUGUGAAAACUCGUUAAUAAAAUUGUUUUUUUUA
Diorhabda sublineata is the source of this 1322-nucleotide messenger RNA. RefSeq names its product muscle-specific protein 20-like. The transcript is spliced from 3 exons. Gene Ontology annotation, molecular function: protein binding. Lineage: Eukaryota; Metazoa; Arthropoda; Insecta; Coleoptera; Chrysomelidae. The record is from RefSeq and is a predicted model, not a curated record. Bases 212 to 766 code for a protein of 184 amino acids.